Messenger RNA from Centrocercus urophasianus (Greater sage-grouse), 2203 nucleotides. RefSeq names its product transcription factor E2F2-like. Gene Ontology annotation, biological process: regulation of transcription by RNA polymerase II. The record is from RefSeq and is a predicted model, not a curated record. The transcript has 6 exons. Gene Ontology annotation, molecular function: DNA-binding transcription factor activity, RNA polymerase II-specific; protein dimerization activity; RNA polymerase II cis-regulatory region sequence-specific DNA binding. The coding region runs from base 13 to 1215 and encodes 400 amino acids. Lineage: Eukaryota; Metazoa; Chordata; Aves; Galliformes; Phasianidae. Gene Ontology annotation, cellular component: RNA polymerase II transcription regulator complex.
AAGAAAACGGCGAUGGGAUCGGCGGAACCUGGCGGGGCUGCGGUUUUGGGCAGCCCCCCGAUGCCCAACGCCUGCUGCAACCGCUCGUACCGGCCCUACGCCACCCCUCAGGGACCCCCCCAGCUCAGGACGCUCCGAUCGGCCUCUGCGGGACGGCUGCCGGCUAAGCGCAAACUGGACCUGGAGGGCCCUGAGCUCCACACACCGAAGGGGAAGGGCAGGACUCUGGUACAGGUGCCCAGCCCCAGGACCCCCAAGUCCCCAGGUGAGAAGACACGCUAUGACACCUCGCUGGGGCUGCUCACCAAGAAGUUCACCCUCCUGCUGAGCGAGUCACCCGAUGGAGUGCUGGACCUCAACCGCGCCGCUGAGCUCCUGGAGGUGCAGAAACGCCGCAUCUACGACAUCACCAACGUCCUGGAGGGCAUCCAGCUCAUCCGCAAGAAGUCCAAGAACCACAUCCAGUGGAUGGGGACGGGGAUCUUUGAGGAUGCGGCGGUGGCAACCAGGCAGCAGGUGCUGCGUGGGGAGGUGGCCGAGCUGGGCAGAGCAGAGAAGGCUCUGGACCAGGUCCUGCAGGAGUGCAGCCUGCGGCUGCGGCAGCUGACGGAUGAUGGAGCCAACCAGAGGCUGGCGUACGUCACCUACCAGGACCUCCGUGCCAUCAGCAGCUUCCAGGAGCAGACAGUGAUUGCUGUGAAAGCCCCCCCAGAGACGCAGCUGGAAGUGCCUGACCUCAGCGAGGACAACCUGCAGCUGCACCUGAAGAGCACCAAUGGUCCCAUCGAGGUCUACCUGUGCCCAGAGGAGAUCCUGGAGGACAGCCCUACCGAGGACCACGACGUCCCCUCCAGCCCUGUGCUGCGGGACAGCAGCACCCAGCCCUCCCUUCAGAACAGCCCAGAGCCCCCCAUAUCCCCACAGCUGCCCAGUGGCCACCGUGCCCCAUCCUUAUCCCCGUCCCCUCCCCUCUCCAGCCCUGCAGAGCCCCACUCACUGCUGGAGGUGGGCGCAGGGCUGCUGGACUCCCCCCAUCACCUCUUGCAGCAGACAGAGGACCAGCUGCCCUGCGCCCCUUCCUACCUGGACUCGAUGCCCUUCAUCCCCUUCUCACCCCCCCUGGAGCAGGAUGAAUACCUCUGGGGGCUGGAGGGUGGCGAGGGAGUCAGCGACCUCUUUGAGGCCUAUGACCUGAGUGAGCUGCUGAAGGACUGAGCCUCCUCCGUUCCCAACUGCUCCAUCCCUGUCCCCACAGCUGGGGAAGGGGCACAGUACCCCGGGUGGCUUUGCUGGGGGGAAUUGGGGGUCUCCACCCCGACUCUCCAUGGGCUGCUGGCAGACCUUUGGGUGCUUGGGUACCGCAGGCCUUUGGGUACGGGGUUGGGGGCACCCACCUAGCAGUAAUGGGGCCCCUGCCAGAAGGAGCUGUGUUGGGGAGUGGGGAGAGGGUCACGUUUUGGGGGCACUCCAGUUGCUCCUCCAGUUAGAGUGGUGCUUUGGGGUGGCGGAUGCUCGUUUGGAACCCUGUGGGGCACCUCCAACUGUGUGGGUUGGAGCUGACGGUCGAGAGGCACUGAGCACAGAGGCGCUCCCUCUGCUGUCACUGAAAUGUCAAUAAGGAAUAAUGAGCUGAGGUGGAGGCAGAUUUCCUUCCAGAGGGGGAUGCUCAACUUGGGGGUGGGGGCACUUCGCCUGCAGCCUCUUAAAACGGAGCCGUGGGCAAAUCCAUGUGCCGUGAUGGUGCUUGGGGGGAUGGACACUGGGGCUUAAUGGGACAGAGAGGUGGCAGUUGGUACCUGUGGGGGGAUCAGGAGCAGCGUGGAGCACAACAGCUGCAUCACUUUCCCCUCAUUGCAGAGGCUUUAGCACUGCUGGGGCUGUGCAGAGGUUUUCCCCUGGAUGGCAUCGGGCUGCGUGUGGCCAUGUGGGUUCUCCCCAUCCUGGUGAUGUGGGGUCAGCGUGGCCCCACCAGCACAAAGGAUACACCCCAGGGAAGUCCUCCCCAUGGAAAAACGUGUGUUAAUUAUUGCACUGUAUUUAUACAGGACCCACCUCUGACACGGUGCUGUUGGGGGUUCAGGAUUCAGUUUCUGAGUGUAUUUAAGUUGUCCUUUUUGGGUUUGCUCUGCUGCAGUUUGGUUGGGAUGCGGUGUGGGUGAGAAAUGUGUGGCAUGUGCUGUUCUCUGCCUGGGAGGGGAUGAAA